Messenger RNA from Meloidogyne enterolobii, 830 nucleotides. NCBI's taxonomy places the organism in Eukaryota, Metazoa, Nematoda, Chromadorea, Rhabditida, Meloidogynidae. The record is from the annotation of a GenBank genome assembly.
UAGAGGGUUGUUCGUGUGUGCUUGGCCAUUUUCAUCUUCGUUUAUUCUACCAAAUUCGCAUUUUCUGUAACGGAUCAUGCUUAAGCAAUCUUCAGUUGUUAUUGGCAAUAUCGCUUGAGUGGGUGGGUUGUGCUGUUCGUAUCCUAACCAGUCUGUUCGAUAUUUCUGCGAUUGACUUAGUUUUGUGCACUUCCACGCUAGCGUUACGAAUGGCUCUUCAUCUGGUCUGUACAAAUUAAGUGUUAUAUUCCGCAACGGGUUGUCUAUCAUUUUCCCUAUAUUCCCACAAAUAGAUCUUUUUGCUUCAAAUCUGACUACUUGCGGAGGUCCUUUGUAAUGACAAAUCAUGGGAGUUGCUAUUCCGCUUGGCACGAGCGCCGCGAAUGCAAUUAAAAAUGUUAUUAGUCCUAGCAUGGUUGAUCUCACUAUUGUUCUUAUUCCCUUCCUUGGUCUUGGAUUCUUAAUUUUCCUAUUUUCAUUCUCUGGGUUACCUGACGACGACUGCUUCCAACUGUCCACUUCUAUCAACUCUAGAUCCUUCGUUAGAUCUUCAAUAUUUUCUUCAUUUACUGGCGCUUUUGGCUGUUUUCCGAUUGUGCCUGGUUGCAGUUUGAGGCAAUUUAAAAAUUCUUGAGGCGUUGUUAUGCCUUUUUUCAAUAAGUUCCAUGUCGUGUUGAAUGCAUUCUUUAUUAAAUUGGCGCCAGUGGUUGUAAUUGAAAUGGUGGCGUUCUUCUUUGAAAAGGGUUCUUCAAUAAACAUUGGUUUAUCAUCUUCUUUAUUUAUCAACUUAGCUUCUCUUAUGCUCAUCCCCCGAUCGAGAUGUUUUUCAG